UCAAGUUCGACAUUCGUUAUUCAAGUUCGACAUUCGUUUUUCAAGUUCGACAUUUUUAGAGAUUGGGACCUAGUGAAAGGGCUCAAUUGCGAGGGACUGGACACCACAGAGACGACUUUACAUGUGCUGCAGAAAGUGAAUAGUGAAAAUGUCUCUAGAAAGAUGUCGAAGCCUUCUGAAAGAAGUUGAGGCGGAACUUUCCAAAUCUUUCCCAGGUAAUACAGAGACAACAGCAGCUGGAGCUCCUUCAACAGAGAAUUCUACAAGUACUGUCCCUUCUUCUAGCAGUGGAUCGAACAUUGCGCCAUCAUUGACCGAAUCAACAGGUCUACAUCAAGAACACAGAAGAUUGUUUGGUUUUCGCCCUCAAGGGAACAGUCGACACCGUCCAUACAACAACAACAGAAAUGGGUUUUCUAACAACAAAACGUCCAAGCCAAAAAAAAGAGCAACAUUUACUAGGAACUUUAUGUGCUUGUCGCACAUGGAGGAUACCGUCCCACCAUCCCCAUCCCAACAAUCGGCGCUUAAAAGAGCUGGUCUGGGGGAAAAGAAAAUCACGUUAAACCUUGACGAUGGGCCUUUUGAAGUAGAUAAAACACUGAAAGAGGCAUACCCGCAACUCUUUAAGUCAGGUGGUUACGUGCUUUUGAGGAUUGUCGAGCGUGGGGUGAGAGUGCUAUCUGUUAUUAAUGGCCCUUACAGCUGCGAACAACUAAAGGAUGUAAUUGGACAGGGAAAAAUCUUUAUAAGACCUCUACAGAGAGACCUGAGCAUGAAUCCACUACCAACUAAUGAUAAUUAUAAGGUUGAAGAUUUGCAGGRAAAAUGCUUAAAUUGUCAACAAAUGUUCUUCCUGGCAGAGUUGUCAGAACACAUAGAGCAGUGUUGUAAUGAAACCAGUKACACAGCAACAAACCCUGCUUCUACAGAAGCAAGUAAUUCUACUCCAACAGCUACAAAAGCAAGURCCACAGUAACAAACACUACUAUAGCUACUACUACAACAGCUGUUAACUCUGCUACUAUAGAAGACAAAAACCACAAGGCAGAACUAGAUGACUAUUUUGUCCAAAAAUAUGGCCAAGGAGUUGUGUCUGAUGUAAAGUGUCCAAAGUGUGGGUGUGAAGUAGAAAUUCMCUCGGCAGGCACUUAUACAAGUGAAUCAGGGUCUCUGCGAAUCUAUGCUGAUGAGGAAGAGUUUGAAUGUACYAGCUCCCAGUGUCUGUACAGUGAAAAAAGAAACAAAACUUUGGAAAGUGUAUCAACACCCUUAGAAGAUGAUGACGAGGCUUCAGGAGCUCCARGAGUAGACCCUGRCAUUUCUGAUGCUGUUAACCAAACAUUGAAUYAUGCCCACAACCAURAAAUCACCAAUGGGGUGGAAGUGCUUAGAUACUUCCAGAGCAUAAUGGUCACUGGAAGACCAUUAAAUGUAGUGAACCUGGCCCAAGCAACAGAAGGGCCCACCAAUUACAUUCUAGUGGACAGAUACAAUCUUGUGCAAACUGCCUUUGAGGAAAUCAAAGAAAUGGGGAACUUAAGGCAGACAUUGGAAGUGCAGUUUUAUGGAGAGGAAGCUGAAGACAUUGGAGGACCAAGAAGAGAGUUUUUUCGAUUAAUAGUUCRUGAUAUUUUUAACAUCUACUUUGAGAAUGGCUUGAAGCCCCAUAUGGCAAGUGAUUACCAGUUGAUUGGUGUCAUCUUUGGUUUGAGCUUGGUUCAAGGUGGCAAAGUCCCCAAGUUCAAGGAAGAUAUAUUUGAGUCAGUUUUCAACUUAAGUGUGGAUGACCCAUGCCUAAAUCUAUUACGCUUAGGGUUAAAAAAAACUGGCAUAUUCCAGGUAAAUGUGCUUAAACUUUUUUGAGGCCAGUUUUAAUGUCAAUUUUCCCCAAACACACAAACACAUUUAAUGGUCAAGCCUCCUUUUUAAAGUUGUCCAGUUUUCCAGUCCUACCU
Actinia tenebrosa (Australian red waratah sea anemone) is the source of this 1959-nucleotide messenger RNA. RefSeq lists its product as uncharacterized. Lineage: Eukaryota; Metazoa; Cnidaria; Anthozoa; Actiniaria; Actiniidae. The record is from RefSeq and is a predicted model, not a curated record. Gene Ontology annotation, biological process: protein ubiquitination; ubiquitin-dependent protein catabolic process. Gene Ontology annotation, cellular component: cytoplasm. Gene Ontology annotation, molecular function: ubiquitin protein ligase activity.